UUCAAGAUGGCGGAAGCCCUGACAACUCAGGAGCAGCUGGCUGUGGAGGAGUUCCUGAGUGAGGUGCGUAGCCGGGAGCAGCCUCACAGUGCUGGGCUCGUCUCCCAACCUACAGCUGUUAAGUUUCUCAUGGCCCGCAAAUUUGACGUCUCCAGAGCCAUCGACCUCUUCCAAGCAUACAAGAACACAAGAAUCAAAGAGGGGAUCAUCAAUAUCAACCCUGACGAGGAGCCCCUACGCUCUGAGUUGCUGAGUGGAAAAUUUACAGUCCUGCCUGGUCGUGAUGCGAAGGGAGCUGCUCUAGCACUCUUCACUGCUCGUCUCCAUCGGCCAGACGUCACCACCCACAAAGCUGUGCUGCAGGCCAUCAUCUAUCAGCUGGACAAAGCCAUAGAGAGUCCGCAAACUCAGAGAGACGGGCUCAUAUUUAUUUACGACAUGACCAACUCCAGCUAUGGGAAUUUUGACUAUGAGCUCUGUGUCAAGAUCCUCAAUUUGCUAAAGGGGGCAUUUCCAGCCCGUCUAAAAUGUGUCUUCAUUGUGUCAUCGCCUCUUUGGUUUCGAGCACCAUUUGCGGUUCUCCGCCUCUUUGUGCGCGAGAAGCUGAGAGAGAGGGUGUGCACAGUGAAAGCUCAUGAGUUGGCCAGUCACAUCCCAGUCUCCUCCCUCCCUGAACACCUGGGUGGGACAUCCCAGUAUAGCCACGUGGCAUGGAUCCAGUCGUGUGUCAACGUACACACAAAUACUGUUCAAGGUGAUACACAAGUACAUGACACACACGACUGUGUGGGAAGCCUUCUGCGCUCUUACAGCUUGGAGUGCAGCAAUACAAGUGCUACACUGUCCCACACCCAUAUAAAUACACAGCUGGGUUCUGAGCUAGCUGUGGCUAACUCUAACUGCUACGACGAUAGCAAUGCCAACCCACACAACCACUGUGGUGUAGUGGAGGGCAGGACUCGAGGCCCAGGCCAGUACCAGCAGAGCCCACAUUCUGCUGCAAACAGGCAACAGGGGAACCACCAACACUGGAACGGCUCAGCUGUGAGUGGGGCCAACAUGGCUGUUAGUGGCUCUAGCCCCAAUGCUAACAUGAAUGGUCGUGGCCGCCAAGCUCCUCCCCAGUCAGACACGCCCCCUGACACACCACUUUCCCAGAAAGGUGAUGGAGAUACAGAGGAUGGCGAGGCAACAGAUUCGGCCCACAGAUCUCAGGAUGAGGAGGUGAAAGAGGUGGACGAGGAGGAGGGUGAGGAAGAGGAGGGAGUACCCCCGUUGCCCCAGAAGUCUUUGCCUCGACCGCCCCACCAGCCUUGCUCCCAGUCCCCACCACUGUCCUCAUCAUGGGGUCCUGAUGACGAGGAGCACUGCAUGGAGGUGUCCGUUCACAUGCCAGAAACGGGAGGAAUGACAGUGCAUGACCUGGUGGAGCAUGUGAAGAGGAAGAAGAAGAAGGGGAUCUAUCAGGAGUACGAGGAGAUCCGCAAGGAGCCGCCAGCAGGCACCUUUGACUACUCCAAGACACUGUCCAAUCAGAUAAAGAACAGGUACAGUGAUGUUCUCUGCCUGGACCAGUCACGAGUGCGACUCUGCCAGCUCUGUGAUGAUGACGAUGAGACAUCAGAUUACAUUAAUGCCAGUUUCAUGGACGGGUACAAGAGGAGCAACGCCUACAUUGCUACUCAGGGUCCUUUGCCAAAAACUUUUGGUGACUUCUGGCGUAUGGUGUGGGAGCAGAUGGUACUUAUCAUUGUCAUGACCACCAGGGUGGUGGAGCGUGGACGUGUCAAGUGUGGGCAGUACUGGCCUCUUGAGGAGGGCAGAGCUGAGCAGCAUGGAUACUUUUUGGUCAGGAACACUCACAUCCAGGUGUUCCAGGACUUCAAACUCUCCCAUCUUGAGCUUUACAACACUCGAUCUGGUGAGAGACGGGAAGUGUGCCACUAUCUCUAUGUCAGCUGGCCAGACUUUGGGGUGCCCAAGAGUGCUUCUGCCAUGUUGGACUUCCGUGAGCAUGUACUUCAAAGGCGGGACGCUGCAGUCCAGAGUCUGGGCUCCAGUUGGACAGGGCCCCCAGGAGGGCCUCCUGUGGUAGUACAUUGCAGUGCCGGCAUCGGCCGCACAGGCACAUUCUGUACGCUGGACAUCUGCCUGUCCCGGCUGGAGGACAUUGGUACAGUAGAUGUCCGUCAGACAGUGAGGCGGAUGCGUACACAAAGGGCUUUCAGCAUCCAGACCUGGGACCAGUACUACUUCUGCUACACAGCAGUCAUCGAGUACGCCCAGCGCCAUGGGAAACUGAGCCCAGUGCAGUGGUCUGACUCAGACCUGGAGACUGACAGCGAGUGAGAGACACAUGGAGAGAUAGAAAAACGAAUGGGAUAGCCAACCAAUAAGCCAAUGUCAUAGGAAUGAAAGAUUGUGGAGUGGCGUUGCGGAGUAAAGGAGGGAGAUGCCUCUUCUGCCAUAAGAGAGAAAAGACAAAGGAUGGAGAUUUUGUUUUGGCUCUAGUUGUAAUGACACGGACUCCCACAGUUGCUCUUCCUUGAGUUAAAUGAAUAGACAGAGGGAGAGGUGAAGAGCUUCAGAAAAAAAAUACAGGGAGUGGAGACUGUGCAUUGCGUCUCUGACUGAGAAAGCUGUCCUGCCAAUUUCCGAGCCCCUUUUUAUUUAGCAAACUACAGGGGAACUUGGCAUGCCCUCAACCUGUCUUGUUGACAAGAGCGUUGUACGAGUUGUAGCAUUUUUAUAUUGACUUGCACAUGAGGAAUGACAAACUUGAACUUUACCCCUUGAAGCCCUCCAAACCCGUCUUUGUUCCGUUUUUGUAUUACCUGCUCCUUUUCAACCCUGAACAAGUCUGUGAACACAGAUUAAUUGUGAGGGGUAUGAAAAGGUGAAAUCUGAAAACAUCUUUUUUUUUUUUGUUGUUGUUGUGUUAUUUUUUUGACAGGAAAUGGUUCUGAAUGAGCAAAUGGUCAUAAAUGACAGUGCAUCUGUGUGUGUUUGUGUGUGUGUGUGAGAGCCAUUUAGUCCAUUUCUAGUUUUUAUUUUAUUUUUCAUGUCCUUUUUUUUCUAUGGUGCAUUUUCUAUCUGUGUUUCAUAUUUGUGCAUAUGUAGACUAAAUUUCAAAGCCAAAGUCCUCACCCUGAAUGCUUGGAUGUACUCCUUACUGAGAUAUUAUAGACUGAAGCCCAUGUAUAUUCUUGUAACAUACAUUUAUACGUUAUUGUGCAUAAUAACAACCUCUGAAAGAAUAGCAAAAAAAGCCUUGUUUAAUAUAAUUGACUUAACCUUGAGAAGAAAUAUCUAUGUAGCGAGCCAGGCUAUGAAAACAUAUAGAAUAGAGUUCUGUAUUAAAACUGAUCGCAUUGCCAGGUCUAACAUCAUCUUUACUGUUGAAGCGUUCUGAUUGGACGAUCUUAAGUAAUUUGGCCUUAACUUGAUUCACUGCCUCGUCGUUCUCAGACCUAAACCAUACCUGAAACUGUAAACUGUCUUAUCUUUUUUUUUCUUUACCUUUUCUGAUUCUUGCGCCCUUGAAACCACAACUGUUGUGUUUGAUUCUCGAGGCAUAUGCUGCCUCAGAUAAUUGUGCCUUCAAGUUUUCCUUCAAGCGUAAUGUCUCACAGUCCAGCUAGUGUAGUAAUAACACCCAAACUAGUGCACUUGCACAGUAACGUUAACUGUGUGACACAGGACACCUACAUUUUGCCUAUGGUCCUGUGUAUAUAGUACACUACUUCUGAAUAAUAUGAAAGUAGUGAGUUAGCUGGGACUAUAAGGCCUGGUUUGAGACAUGGCUAUUCUUUUAUCAUUUGACCUCAGGGGGUAAUUCUAGUGUUUUUUGCCUAGUGUCAAGGAUCCAUUUCUGGGUUUGCCUCUGGUAAAUUAUCAUUUAAAGAAAACUAUAUCAACUUUAUUUUGUAUUUUUUACUGUAUUGUAUCCUACUAUAUUUAUGUCUUUGUAAAACUUCAUUAUUGAA
Scomber japonicus (chub mackerel) is the source of this 3986-nucleotide messenger RNA. RefSeq names its product protein tyrosine phosphatase non-receptor type 9b (gene ptpn9b). Lineage: Eukaryota; Metazoa; Chordata; Actinopteri; Scombriformes; Scombridae. The transcript has 13 exons. Bases 7 to 2349 code for a protein of 780 amino acids. Gene Ontology annotation, biological process: protein dephosphorylation. Gene Ontology annotation, molecular function: protein tyrosine phosphatase activity. The record is from RefSeq and is a predicted model, not a curated record.